AGUGAACCGCGCGCGAACACUCAUUAUUAAUUAGAAAUUCAAUUGAGUGACUUAACUCUUUUUUAGUCUAAUUCAGUGAUUUGUAAGUUUGAAUUGGAAAAUGGGGUUCCUUGAGGAGCGAGACCUUAGUGAUGUGCCCAAUAUCAGAGAAUACUAUAAGGGAAAGACUAUAUUUGUUACUGGAGGCUCAGGUUACAUGGGCAAGGUGCUGCUGGAGAAGCUCCUGUACUCCUGUAGCGACUUAGACCGGAUCUAUGUGCUGUUGAGGAGUAAGAAGGGAGUCAAGCCAGAGGAUCGUUUGGCUACUUUGUAUGCCUCGGAAUGCUUUUGCCGACUGCGAAAGGAAAAACCUGGCCUCUUUGAGUCCAAGGUAUUCUUCAUAGCUGGAGAUUGCAGCGAAAUCGGACUUGGUAUGUCCGAAGAAGAUAGAGCCUUAAUCGUAAAUCGGGCUCAUAUUGUUUUCCACGUCGCCGCAUCUGUCAGGUUCGACGACACUUUAAAAGUGGCAGCAAGACUGAACCUUAGAGGUACAAGGGAAUUGGUGGAGCUCGCUAAAGAAAUAAAGAAUUUGGAAGUUUUACUACACGUAUCCACAUCAUACGCGAACACCAACCGUGAGAUCAUUGAUGAAGUGGUCUACCCAGCGCACGCUGAUUGGAGAGACACGCUCGAAGUAUGUGAGAAGUUGGAUGAAGAAACCCUUAAGCAUUUAACACCUAAAUAUCUAGGAGAAUUACCGAACACAUAUGUAUUUACGAAGCAGUUGGCCGAACAUGUCGUGUAUGAGCAGAAAGGAAAGUUGCCUGUCAUUAUAGCGAGACCUUCCAUAGUAAUUUCCGCAGUCGAGGAACCAGUGCCAGGUUGGAUUGAAAACUUUAAUGGACCCAUUGGAUUACUGAUGGCCAGUGGAAAAGGUAUUCUUCGAAGUGUGUACUCCGAUCCCGAACUGGCUGCGGAUUACAUACCAGUAGAUAUGGCUAUUAAGAUGUUUAUCGCAGGGGCUUGGCUGAGGGGUACCAAGACAUUAGAAGCCACGGAUGAUGUGGAAGUAUACCACUGUUCCAGCAGUCACAUGUUUAUAAUGACUGUUGGCGAGAUUGUUGAAAACGGGAAAGCUAUUCUUAAAGAAAUACCAUUCGAUAACAUAUUGUGGCCUGGCGAUGGUGGGGUUACUAAGUCAAGAUUGGAUUAUAAUUUAAGGGUUCUCUUUUUGCAUUUACUUCCGGCCUUACUUGUCGAUCUCGUGUUGCGAAUAAUCGGGAAGAAACCUAUGCUUCUCAAAAUACAACGACGCAUAUACACAGCCAACAUCGCCCUUCACCCGUAUCUGACGCAGCAAUGGAAAUUCCUGAACAAUAAUUUACUGGCCUUACGUGAUAAAAUAAAAAUUGAAGAUAAAAAAAUGUUUUACUAUGCCAUGGAAAUGGUGGAUCAGUUGGAAUACUUCAGGACUGGUGCCAAAGCAGGAAAAGUGUAUUUACUAAAGGAAAAGUUAGAAGACCUGCCGAAAGCAAGAGCGCAUUAUAGAAAAAUGGUGAUCUUGGAUAAAACAUUGAAAAUCGCCGUGUACGCUGCGGUUGCGUGGUACGUGUACAGCAGAGAUAUAUUGAUCACAGCAUUAAGUUAUACAUAUAACGCUCUUUUCGGGUUGUAAUUGUUGGAAAUAAAGGUUUUAAAUUAUUA
Molecule: messenger RNA, 1683 nt
Organism: Pieris brassicae (large cabbage white)
Lineage: Eukaryota; Metazoa; Arthropoda; Insecta; Lepidoptera; Pieridae
Product: fatty acyl-CoA reductase 1-like
Exons: 14
Coding region: 101-1654 (517 amino acids)
Biological process (GO): long-chain fatty-acyl-CoA metabolic process
Cellular component (GO): peroxisome
Molecular function (GO): alcohol-forming very long-chain fatty acyl-CoA reductase (NADP+) activity
Source: RefSeq, a predicted model, not a curated record